Stegostoma tigrinum is the source of this 866-nucleotide messenger RNA. Its product is annotated as late histone H2A.2.2. Lineage: Eukaryota; Metazoa; Chordata; Chondrichthyes; Orectolobiformes; Stegostomatidae. The record is from RefSeq and is a predicted model, not a curated record. Gene Ontology annotation, cellular component: nucleosome. The coding region runs from base 8 to 400 and encodes 130 amino acids. The transcript has a single exon. Gene Ontology annotation, molecular function: structural constituent of chromatin; DNA binding; protein heterodimerization activity.
UGUGGCGAUGUCUGGGAGAGGAAAGGGCAGUGGCGGGAAAGCUCGUUCGAAGGCGAAGUCCCGGUCGUCCCGGGCCGGGCUGCAGUUCCCGGUGGGCCGUGUUCACAGGCUCCUGAGAAAGGGUAACUAUGCUGAGCGUGUGGGUGCCGGAGCGCCGGUCUAUCUGGCUGCGGUGCUCGAGUACCUGACGGCUGAAAUCCUCGAGCUGGCCGGUAACGCGGCCCGGGACAACAAGAAGACCCGCAUCAUCCCCAGGCACCUCCAGCUGGCCGUGCGCAACGACGAAGAGCUCAACAAGCUGCUGGGAGGGGUGACCAUCGCACAGGGCGGGGUGCUGCCUAAUAUUCAGGCCGUGCUGCUGCCCAAGAAAACCGCCGCUGGGAGCGCCACUAAAAAGUGAAGACACUUCUUGAAUCUGACAACCCAAAGGCUCUUUUAACAGCCACCCACAAUAUCAGUGAAAAGCAGCUAGACUUUCACUGCUGGCUAACUAAUUUUCAUUUUAUGUGCAAACACGGUCCUCUAAACGCGCAAAAAUCAUCCCUUUUGUUUUCGCUUUAACAGUGAUAAAACUAGAACGGGACGAAUAAAGUUGGAGGGUUUGCUGCAGGGACAGCGACUGCGACUUUAAAUAGUGACUCAAAGCGGUAUCCCCAUCCAGGGAACAUGAGACAUGGAAUAGCUCGGCCCCAGAAAGAUGCCAUGCGAGACAGAACCGACCAUCCUCAGAGGAUCGAAUACACUUGUGGGAGAUUGGGCAAAAUUUCGAUUGCAUGGCCAAAACUACAAAAAUCAUUUGUGUAAUGUGGCGGGUUUUGAAAUUGGCGAUUGUUUCCCACCCUCCUUCUCCGGCAAGUUCAGUUACA